AUGGUGCAGGUGCUCAUCAUGAUGGCCGACUACGGUCACGACCCAACCGAGACGGCCGUCCCAUACCACGCCUUCAAGAACGCCGGCUUCCACGUCAACUUUGCCACCGAGACGGGCAACACGCCCGCGUGCGACAAGCGGAUGCUGGAGGGCCUGACGCAAAAAGUCCUAGGCGCCAAACGAUCCACCGUCACCCUCUACACGGCCAUGACGCAAACCCUGGAGUGGACGCUCCCACGCUCCUGGACAGCAGCCGCCUUCACGCUGGCGCCGUUCGACCUGGUGUUCCUGCCGGGCGGGCACGACAAGGCCGUGCGGCAGCUGAUCGACUCGGCGUGCGCGCGCCGGCUGCUGGCAGACUUCUUCCCGGGCACGCGCAAGCCGAGCGCGCGCGCCGCCGCCGCCGUCUGCCACGGCGUGCUGGCACUCGCCGGGGCGUGCGACGCCGCCACCGGCCGUAGCGUGCUCGCCGACUGCGCCACCACGGCGCUGCCCGCGCGCUUCGAGCAGCUUGCCUUCUGGGGGACUAGGUUGUUCCUCGGUGAUUACUACAAGACGUACGGUGUCGGGAGCGAGGAUGUCGAGCCGUCGGUGCGCAAGGCGCUGGCCGACCCGAAGCAGUACAAGAACAGCCUCAGCCCGUUGCCCUUCGUCGUCGAGGACACGCAGUUCAACUACAUCAGCGCGCGCUUCCCCGGCGACGUGGAGCUCAUGGCCAGCAGGAUCGUCGACCUCAUGCACAACAUUGACCAGACCCCUUCUAUACCGGGUGUUUGA
Molecule: messenger RNA, 777 nt
Organism: Lasiosphaeria miniovina
Lineage: Eukaryota; Fungi; Ascomycota; Sordariomycetes; Sordariales; Lasiosphaeriaceae
Product: class I glutamine amidotransferase-like protein
Exons: 5
Coding region: 1-777 (258 amino acids)
Source: RefSeq, a predicted model, not a curated record